GCAUGUUCUCUUCUCAAAGGAAAAAAUAAAAAGUCAGGACGAAAACCAAAGCUUCCAAACCCUAGCGGUUCAGCGAUGUCGGGUGAUGGGGGAUUUUCGUUGAAGAUCGCCGUGUGUGGGUGUUUGAUUGACGCAUCACGUUACAUGUCAGAUUACAAGUCAGAGUGGUAUGUGAUUAAAGUCCCCGAUCCAGAUUGCCGUCCUCUUCGUCGUCGUUCUUCUUCUUCUUCUAGGGUCAAGAAAAAGAAAAAGGAAAAAGUGAGGACAAUGAUAAGCACGAAGCUUCUCAGUCCGAUUUCAGUAACCGAGUCUGAUCCAAUGUCCCUUUGCAAGAAUCAUCUAGCCAUAGGCUCCAGUCUGUAUUGUUUUGGAGGCCUAAUCCUCGAUAGCGAUAGAGAUGCUCAUGAAAAGGUGUGGCGGCUAGACCUAGACCUUGACUCUCCAUGGUCAAGUGGUGAUUGGAACUCUGUUCCUCUCAUGAAGUUUUAUAAAAGAUGGGAACCUCGCACUUUGGCCCUUCACAAUAAGUUAUAUGUGUUGGGUGGUUUCUACUCGCAAAAAUCAAGAGGUACCUUUCCCAUUCCGGCUGAAGCUGGCUGGAUGGAGGAGUUUGAUCCCGGCCUACAAGAAUGGAAAGCUUUGCCCAAUCCUCCCUUUGGAAUUUACUCCGUUCCUGCCAUUGCCGUACCUCUCCAUGCUAAAAAACAGAUUCUGGUUGCUUAUUAUAGUGAUUUGAAGCAUUAUUAUCUUGAGUUCUAUAUCUAUGAUGUGAUGAGUCGAUCUUGGACUACAUUUGGGUCUGGGACCCGCUGCAUCGAUGCUUCUGCUCCUUUGGCGGGAAGAGUUGUUAUGGUUGGUAAUACUCUCUACUGGCCUUCUCUUGAAGAUCUUCAAGAAACUGGGAUGUGCACUGUACAUGCUUACAAUUUGGAUAUGGAUGUGGUAAGCUGUGGCCAUUUCAGUGUUAGCUCAGUCCUUGAUGAUGCUGAUACAGAUGAACAUCUGUAUUGUAAUUCAGAACCACCUGGUUUGAUCCAUUUAGGUGGUCGUAAAUUCUGCCUCCUCUUGCACUCCUCCUCCCGUGGUAGUUACUACCUUAAUUGUCAUGUACUUCACCUUGAAGAAGAUGACUCCGACUACUACUACGACUCCGGGUUUUUGACCAUCUCCAUUCUGUCCAAUCAAAAGUAUGCCCUGCCGCACUACAUAGACUUAUGGGAUAACGUCUUGCUGGAUGAGGAUGACAACUUUUAUAUAUCAAAGAAUAAGAAACCAAAGUUAGCAAGUUUAAUUAUCAAAGAUCAUUAGGGGUAGUAGGUUGCUUCCUUGCAUUAUCAAACAGGUAUACUCUUUUCCCCCUUUUCCUGUUCAAAUAUAAUCCUAUUUCAGACAAAGACACGUGGAGUGGGUUCCAUAUCUUCAAAAGAUGUAGUCAUAUGGGUUCAAAUAAUUUACCUUGUGGAUGAUUUUGUCAUUUCUUUUUUUAUUUUAUUUAAUAUGGGUUCAAAAGAUCAACUUAGUAGA
Quercus lobata is the source of this 1524-nucleotide messenger RNA. RefSeq lists its product as uncharacterized. The transcript is spliced from 2 exons. Bases 76 to 1308 code for a protein of 410 amino acids. Gene Ontology annotation, molecular function: protein binding. Lineage: Eukaryota; Viridiplantae; Streptophyta; Magnoliopsida; Fagales; Fagaceae. The record is from RefSeq and is a predicted model, not a curated record.